CUAGCAGCAAAAACAAUGGCGUCGCAUUUCAGCGGAGUGCUUCAGCUCACGGAUUUGGAUGAUUUUAUUACUCCGUCCCAGGAAUGUGUGAAGCCUGUAAAGGUGGAAAAGAAGCAGGGAAGAUCCGUAGCUAAAAUCCAGAUAGAAGAUGAUGGCAGUUAUUUUCAGGUCCAUCAGGAUGGUCAAAGGCAAAAAUUGGAGAAAGCGAAGAUUACACUGAACGACUGUCUGGCUUGCAGUGGCUGCAUCACGUCUGCGGAGAGUGUCCUGAUCACCCAGCAGAGCCAUGAGGAACUGAACCGUGUGCUACUUCAAAAUAAGCAGGUCAGCAGUAGUGAGCAGAAGGUGGUGGUGGUGUCUCUAUCUCCUCAGUCCAGAGCCUCUCUAGCAGCACACUAUGGUCUCAACAGCAGCGAAGUGGCUCGGAGACUCACCAGCUUCCUGAAAAACUUGGGUGUCCAUUAUGUGUUUGACACCGCCUUCAGCCGCUCAUUCAGCUUAUUAGAAAGCCAGAGGGAAUUUCUAGAGCGAUUUAGUCGGAAGGAAGUAGACAAGAAGGCUCUACCGAUGCUGGCAUCUGCCUGUCCUGGCUGGAUUUGCUAUGCUGAGAAGACUCACGGUGAAUUCAUCAUUCCGUACAUCAGCACAACCCGCUCGCCCCAGCAGAUGAUGGGUUCUCUAGUUAAGGGCUAUUUUGCCUCGCAGAAGGGUGUUUCACCACAGAAGAUCUACCAUGUGACCGUAAUGCCCUGCUAUGAUAAGAAACUAGAGGCUUCCCGACCAGACUUCUACCUCAACGAGUACGAGACCAGAGAGGUGGACUGUGUCAUCACUUCAGGUGAAGUUCUGAAGAUGUUGGAAGAGGAGAAAGUGUCCUUGAGGGACGUGGAAGUGGCUCCUUUAGACACAAUGUUCAGUAAUGUAUGUGGGGAGGAGUUGCUGAGUCAUGCAGGAAGUGGAUCGGGAGGAUACCUUCAUCACAUCUACAAACAUGCCGCCAAACAGCUGUUCGGGGUUGAAGUAGAUGAACUGACUUACAAGACUAUGAAGAACAAAGACUUCCAGGAAGCAACUCUAGAGAGGGACGGUCAAGUUCUGCUGCGGUUUGCUGCCGUCUAUGGCUUCAGGAAUAUUCAAAACCUGGUGCAGAAGCUGAAACGUGGAAAGUCACCUUACCACUUUGUAGAAGUGAUGGCAUGUCCGUCAGGAUGUCUUAAUGGCGGCGGACAGCUUAAGCCUUCGUCAGAUCAAACUAACAAAGAGUUGCUGCAGCAGGUGGAGGAGUUGUACCGCGGUGAACGUACUUCAGUGCCAGAGCAGGACUCACGAGUGGCUGAACUCUAUCAGAGCUGGUUAAAUAGCGUAGGUGAGGAGAAAGCCAGACAGUUACUGCACACCCAGUACCACGCAGUAGAGAAAAACACCAAUGGACUCAGUAUAAAGUGGUGAGGAGACACUGAUCAACUGUUUAUGUUGUUUCUUUGCCUUUCGUUUAAGUGUUUAGCAAACCACUGAACACAUAUGUGUGUGAAGUCGGUCUUUAAGACGCAUUUAACACUACACCAGCUAAUCGCAUACAGACAUCGACAAGUGUGGUUAUGCAAGUAAUAUUUCCUGGAAAUAUGCUUCUGUUAAGAAAGUUGAGGUCAGAUGACAUAUCAAACCGCUCUUUUAUAACAAUAGCCAUUUUUCUGUAAAUGUUGCCUUGUGUUUUUUUUUUUUUCUUUCAUUUAUUUGUGAGUUUGUUUUUUGUUUGUGAAAGUGUUGAAUGCAAAAGAUUCAGUAGAUGUUACUAUACAGUGUGCACUGGAAAUAUAUUUUUAAAUAUAUUUUGAUUUAUGAUAAUAAAAAAUCUGAUUGCAUGUUGCCAUGCAUAUAAUCAUUCCACGAAUGUAAUUCUAUUUAUUGAGAAAAUAAACGAUGAAUAUAUUCAA
Messenger RNA from Labeo rohita (rohu), 1934 nucleotides. RefSeq names its product nuclear prelamin A recognition factor-like (gene ciao3). Gene Ontology annotation, molecular function: 4 iron, 4 sulfur cluster binding. Gene Ontology annotation, cellular component: cytosolic [4Fe-4S] assembly targeting complex. The coding region runs from base 16 to 1449 and encodes 477 amino acids. Lineage: Eukaryota; Metazoa; Chordata; Actinopteri; Cypriniformes; Cyprinidae. The record is from RefSeq and is a predicted model, not a curated record. The transcript has 11 exons. Gene Ontology annotation, biological process: iron-sulfur cluster assembly.